Molecule: messenger RNA, 279 nt
Organism: Arctia plantaginis
Lineage: Eukaryota; Metazoa; Arthropoda; Insecta; Lepidoptera; Erebidae
Source: the annotation of a GenBank genome assembly
AUGUCGAAGCGUAAAAUGAUUCGGUUGGGCAGCUCGAGCGGUUCGCCGGGUGCGCGUGCCGGCCGCCGCUCGUCGCUCGCGCUGACGCCAGAGGAUGAACCCCUAGUUGAUAUCGCCGUAAGUACUGCCUGAGUCACUCUACCGAACUUCAAGAAUAACAACGAUGAAGGACCACUCCCUCUUUACGAUGAUGCUCGUUCAGACACAGCACAAAGCACACUCACUAUCAAUGUGUGGAAUAAAGAAGACUCUAGACAACUUUUGGCUAUAUUCAGUUAA